CAAAGAUGAGUCCUCUAUCUAUCUCUAUGGCCGCACACCAUUGUUCAGAAUCUGUGCUGUGAAGACGGUGCUUUUUGUCUCAAUUUCUAUUUGUUACUACAGAUUAAGUCUGAGGCCGGUAACAUCAACAGUGAGGACAAACCCAGCCUGCCUCUCUCCUUCCACACUGUGUCCAAACCUACAGUCACUGGGUCCUGAUUGUGUCAGUCGAGCCCAAUUUAUACAGCAGGAUUCAGAGAUGGCAUCAGUGAAACUGGAAGACUGCAGUCAAACACUGGAGCUGAAUGUCAACAUUAAAGAUGAAGAAGAGGAGGAGAAGAUUGGGAAGUCUGUUUCUCAUGGUAUGAGGCCGGUAACAUCAACAGUGAGGACAAACCCAACCUGCCUCUCUCCUUCCGCACUGAGUCCAAACCUACAGUCACUGGGUCCUGAUAGUGACAGUGGAGCCCAGUUUUCACUGCAGGAUCCAGAGAUGGCAUCAGUGAAGCUGGAAGACUGCAGUCAAACACUGGAGCUGAACGUCAACAUUAAAGAUGAAGAGGAGGAGGAGAAGAUUGGGAAAUCUGUUUCUCAUGGACCACUAGAAUUAAGUCUGAGGCCGGUAACAUCAACAGUAACGACAAACCCAGCCUGUCUCUCUCCUUCCACACUGAGUCCAAACCCACAGUCACUGGGUCCUGAUUGUGACAGUGGAGCCCAGUUUGCACUGCAGGAUCCAGAGAUGGCAUCAGUGAAGCUGGAAGACUGCAGUCAAGCACUGGAGCUGAAUGUCAUCAUUAAAGAUGAAGAAGAAGAGGAGGAGAAGAUUGGGACAUCUGUUUCUCAUGGAGACCAUGUUGAGACAUUCUCUACAUCCAGAGAGCAACAGCAGGAAGAUCACAGAGUGAAGAGGUCUCACCACUGCCCACAUUGUGAGAAGAUUUUCCCAUUUCUAUCAAAGCUAAAAAUACACCUAAAAAUACACACUGGAGAGAAUCGGUAUUCCUAUACUGACGGUGGGAAGAAUUUUACAACAUCCAAGGCUCUGACAGUUCAUCAAAGAGUGCACACAAGAGAGAAGACUUACUCCUGCUCUGACUGUGUAAAAUGCUUCACAACAUCAACUUGGCUAAAAGUUCAUCAGAGAACACACACAGGAGAGAAGCCCUACUCCUGCUCUGAUUGUAUAAAAUGCUUCACAACAUCAGCUAAGCUAAAAGUUCACAAGAGAACACACACAGGAGAGAAGCCUUACUUCUGCUCUGCCUGUUCGGCGAGUUUCUCUCAUAUGUGCAACUUAAAACGACAUGAACGUAUACACACAGAGAAGAUUUACUCCUGCUCUAACUGUGCGGCGAGUUUCUCUCUACUGUGCAAAUUAAAACGACAUGAAUGUAUACACACAGGAGAGAAGCCUUACUCCUGCUCGGACUGUGGAAAGAGUUUCUCUCGACUGAGCCACUUAAAAACACAUGAACAAAAACAUACAGGAGAGAAGCCUUACUCCUGCUCUGACUGUGGAAAGAGUUUCUCUCUACUGGCCCACUUAAAAAUUCACCAAUACAUACAUACGGGAGAGAAGCCUUACUCCUGCUCUGACUGUGGAAAGAGUUUCUCUCGACCGGGCCACUUAAAAACACACGAACAAAAACAUACAGGAGAGAAGCCUUUCUCCUGUUCUGACUGUGUAAAAUGCUUCACAACAUCAACUGAGCUAAAGGUUCAUCAAAGAACACACACAGGAGAGAAGCCGUACUCCUGCUCUGACUGUGUAAAAUGCUUCCCAACAUCAACUAGGUUAAAAUUUCAUCAGAGAACACACACAGGAGAGAAGCCUUUCAUCUGCUCUGACUGUGCAGCGAGUUUCUCUUUACUGUGCAACUUAAAGCGACAUGAAAGUAUACACACAGGGGAGAAGCCUUACUCCUGCUCUGACUGUGCAGCGAGUUUCUCUCUACUGUGCAACUUAAAGCGACAUGAACGUAUACACACAGGAGAGAAGCCUUAUCACUGCACUGACUGUGAGAAGAGAUUCUACAGAUUGGGCCAUUUAAAAAGACACCAAUGUGUACAUAAAGGAGAGAAGCCUCAUCAGUUCUCUCAAUCCAGCUGAGAUUGGACUUCAUUCUCAUGUCAUUAAAUAAUUGGCAAGGAUGAAUUGGAUCAAAUGAAGAAAGCGUAGAACACUCUAUUGUAAUCCUAUAGUUUCUCACUGUUAGAGAACUGUGCAGAGGAAAGGGAGAGUAAUAUAAUGUUAGCCUCUCUUUACUUUACUGAUCAGUGUGCACCUUGUCAGUUUUGGUGAGUUUUGUUAGUUUCUACUGUAAAGAUAUUGAGAUUAAUUUAUGGUUGAAUAUCCUCUGUGAGGCGUCUCACACUGGAUUCUGAAGGUUGACUGGGUGGUACUGCUUCCCUCUGCAGUUUUCUGUGGGAAUGAGCUAGUAGACACAACAUACUCUGAGUGUACCAAACAUUAACGACACCUGCUCUUUUCAUGACAUAAACUGACCAGGGGAAUGAUGAUCGCUAUGAUCGUUAAUAAUGUAGUUUUUGUGUAUUUAUUAUGGAUCCCCAUUAGCUUUCAGCAAGAAACAAGAAACUGCAGUUGCAAUGGGCUAAGGAAUGAAAACACUGGAAAGUUGGAAACCUACUGCCUGGUCUGAUGAAUCCCUGUUCCUGCUGUUUCAUGCUGAUGGGAGGACUGGGGUAUGGAGGAAACCACGAGUACAUACAUCCAGUGGUGGAAAAAGUACCUAACUGUCAGACUGCGUAAAAGUAAUGAAACCUUAAUAGAAAAUUACUCAAGUGAAUGUGAUAGUCACCCAAUAAAAUACUGCUUGAGUAAAAGUAUUUGGUUGUAAAUAUACUUAAGUAUCAAAAGUAAAAUUAUGAAUAAUUUCAAAUUCCUGAAAUUAAGCAAACCAGAUGGCACAUUUCUAUUGUUUUUUUUAUAUCACGGAUAGCCAGGUGAAGAUUCCAACACUCAGACAUCAUUUACUAACAAAGCAUUUGUGUUUAGUGAGUCUUCCAGAUCAGAGGCAGUGGGGAUGACCAGGGAUGUUCUCUUGAUAAGUGUGUGAACUGGACCAUUUUCUGUCCUGCUAUAAUCAUAAAAAAUGUAACAAGUACUUUUGGGUGUCAGGGAAAAUGUAUGGAGUAAAAAGUACAUUUUCUUUAGGAAUGUAGUGAAGUAAAAGUUGCCAAAAAUAUAAAUAGUGAAGUACAGGUGCCACC
Molecule: messenger RNA, 3213 nt
Organism: Oncorhynchus masou masou (cherry salmon)
Lineage: Eukaryota; Metazoa; Chordata; Actinopteri; Salmoniformes; Salmonidae
Product: zinc finger protein 883-like
Exons: 5
Coding region: 239-2092 (617 amino acids)
Biological process (GO): regulation of transcription by RNA polymerase II
Molecular function (GO): RNA polymerase II cis-regulatory region sequence-specific DNA binding; DNA-binding transcription factor activity
Source: RefSeq, a predicted model, not a curated record